Molecule: messenger RNA, 1599 nt
Organism: Impatiens glandulifera
Lineage: Eukaryota; Viridiplantae; Streptophyta; Magnoliopsida; Ericales; Balsaminaceae
Product: valine N-monooxygenase 1-like
Exons: 2
Coding region: 1-1599 (532 amino acids)
Molecular function (GO): oxidoreductase activity, acting on paired donors, with incorporation or reduction of molecular oxygen; monooxygenase activity; heme binding
Source: RefSeq, a predicted model, not a curated record
AUGACCAUAAUUGUCCUUCAUGCUACGAUUUUAUUUCUAGCAUUUACAGUGACCAUUCUCCUUUUCAAAAAAAUAACAACUACUUCAACUUUACCUCCUAAAUCUUGUUUACCACCCGGCCCUAAACCAUGGCCGAUUAUUGGUAAUAUUUCAAUAUUGAUGAGAAAUACACCAUUUUUUCAAUGGGUUCAUGAUACCAUGUCGAAAAUGGGCUACGAGAUAUUUUGCAUUCGCCUAGGAAGCGUGCAUGUGAUAGUUGUUACCUCCCCAGAGAUUGCAUGCGAGUUCCUCAAGAAACAAGAUGCAAUUUUUGUGUCACGUCCUACCUUCCUAUCAGCAGAGCUAGUGAGUGGUGGAUUUUCCACGACAAUCUUUACUUCAUUUGGUGACCAAUGGAGAAAGAUGCGGCGUGUAUUGGUCUCUAACAUCCUCUCUCCGGAAACCCUCCAUUGGAUGCACGACAAAAGAGCUGUGGAAGCCGACCACCUCAUUAACUAUGUCUACAAUGUUAUCCAGAGCAAUUUAGACGAUUCAGUAAACGUUAGGGUUGUAGCACAACACUUUUGCGGAAAUAUGAUUCGGAAUAUGAUUUUUAGUAAGAGGUUUUUCGGGAAGGGGACUGAAAAUGGGGGACCUGGAGUUGAGGAAGAACAACAUCUGGAUGGGAUUUUUACUAUACUCAAGUGUGUGUAUAAUUUCUGCAUUUCUGACUAUUUCCCGUUUCUUCGAGGUCGAAUAGAUCUCGACGGAAAUGAGAAAAGAACAAGACAAGCAGUUGAGAGUGUGAGGAAAUAUCAAGACCCGGAAAUAGAUAUGAGAAUUAAACAAUGGCAAGAAGGAACAAAAAAAGAGAAAGAUGAUCUUCUCGAUGUUCUAGUCACUUUAAAGGAUGACCAAGGAAACACUCUAUUGACAUCAGAAGAGAUUAAAGCUCAAAUUUUGGAAAUAAUGGUAGCAGCAGUUGACAACCCAUCAAAUGCUAUUGAAUGGAUUCUUGGUGAGAUGAUAAAUCAACCAGAGAUAUUGGUAAAAGCCGUUCAAGAACUAGACCAGGUUGUCGGAAAGAACCGGUUUGUCCAUGAAUCUGAUCUGGACAAUCUCAAUUACAUUAAAGCUUGCGUUAAAGAAUCUUUUCGACUCCAUCCAAUGGCUGCAUUCAAUGUCCCGCAUGUGUCUAUCUGUCACACCAUGGUGGCUGGUUAUUUCAUACCAAAGGGUAGCCAUGUACUCUUGAGCCGUCUAGGUCUGGGACGUAACUCUAAGAUAUGGGAUGAACCGCUUCGAUUCAAUCCUGAGCGUCAUCUUAAAAAUGACGGUUCACAUGUGAUAUUGAAUGAUCAAGAUCUCCACAUAUUGUCAUUUAGUAUAGGUCGUCGUGGUUGUCCCGCGGUUAACCUAGGAACCACCAUGUCAAUUAUGCUAUUGGCUCGACUUCUUCAAGGUUUCACUUGGAGCCCACCUCCAAAUACUACUUGCAUUAAACUUGUGGAGGCUAUUCAUGAGAUGACUCUUUCCCAACCUCUACUAGCCUUUGCAAGGCCACGCUUGGAUGAGAGGUUGUAUACAUCACUUAAUAAAUGCAAAGCUAUGGACAACUAA